This is a messenger RNA of Fukomys damarensis (Damara mole-rat), 3766 nucleotides long. RefSeq names its product chromosome unknown C1orf216 homolog (gene CUNH1orf216). The transcript has 2 exons. The coding region runs from base 269 to 946 and encodes 225 amino acids. The record is from RefSeq and is a predicted model, not a curated record. Lineage: Eukaryota; Metazoa; Chordata; Mammalia; Rodentia; Bathyergidae.
AGACGCAGGGGAAGAGAAUUUUAGGCAGAAGGAAGGGUGUGUGCAAAACCAAAAGCCGAGUGGCAGAAAGGUGUGCAAGGCCCGGCUGCAGAGAGGCCGGUGCAGGGCGGAGCUGGACAGGCAGCGGGUGGGCGGGCAGGACGCCCUCGGCAGCCGAGGAGGAGCUGGGCGCAGGAAGGUGGUGAGGGUCAGAGUUGCCGUUGUGAAGUCUCGCGUGCCUGCAGCGAGGAGAACCGACCGUUCGGAAAGGCCGGGAGUGUGCGGCCAGAUGUUCGCCAUCCCGCCAGGGCUGUCUGGGGGAGGCCAGUUUCCUGGCGGCGUGCCUCCUGGAGUAUGUCAGCCCGAACUCCAACCAGACAGCAACUCCAACUUCACGGAGGGUGCCAAGGAUGCCAAUGAGAAUUGGCAUGGAAUGCCAGGCAAAGUGGAACCCAUCCUGACAAGGAGCUCCUCUGAGUCACUCUCUGACAACCAGGCCGGACUCUCGGAGGGAGUGGUCCGCAGCCCCCCAGAGGGUGCAGAGAUUCCUGGCACCGAGCCUGACAAGAACGAUGAUGCCAUCACUGUCUGCUCCCCUCUGGAGGACAAUGGGUAUGCCAGCAGCUCGCUGAGCAUUGACAGCACUAGCAGCAGUCCUGAGCCUGCCUGUGGGACCCCUCCAAGUCCUGGCCCUCCAGAUCCUCUUCUACCCUCAGUAGCCCAGGCUGUGCAGCACCUGCAGGCCCAGGAGCGCUACAAAGAGCAGGAGAAGGAGAAGCACCAUGUGCACUUGGUGAUGUACCGCCGUCUGGCGCUGCUCCAGUGGAUCCGGGGCCUGCAGCACCAGUUGGUUGACCAGCAGGCCCGUCUGCAGGAUAGCUUUGAUACCAUCCUGGAUAACCGGAAGGAGCUUAUCCGCUAUCUCCAGCAGAGGGCAGCACCAUCCAGGCCCCAGGAUCAGGGCUGAGUGUGUUUCUACCAGUGUGCAGUGGUGUACCUGUGUCUCUGCAGGUGUGUGUGGUUGUGCACGAAUAUGUACACGAUUAUUUGUUGGCAGGAGUUCAGAUAUGCAUGACUGUGUUUGUGCUAACAUUUAAGCAGAUAUGUGCAAACGUGUGAGUGAGCUUAUAUAUCCUGUGUACAUGUGUAUAUGCAAGCUAAUUUAUACGUGUGAGUGUGUAAGCGUGAACAUGUGUAUAUAGCAUGUGUGUAAGCUCCAGUAAAUUUGUACAUCCAUGUAUGGAUAGGUACCCAGGAAUGUGUUUAUAUGUGUAUGAGUGAGGAUGUACGUGCAAAAGAUGUGUGUUCAAGUGUAUGCAUAUGAGUGUGUGGGUGCAGGCAUGGGAAGUGUAUGACGGGAGCACGUGUAUUUGCAGGCAAACUCAAUUGCUCCAUUAAGCGUCUGCCUACACCUGUUGUCUAUGGUCUGCCCCAGCAUUUUUUCCUGCCUUGUAUCUCUCUGCUCUCUGGAGAGAGUGCUGUCCUGCUGUCAUUUAUCUGAGGGUUGUAGCCAAUCCAUUCUCCAGAGCACCUUUCCUUCUACCUUCCCUUUCCUUAUCCCUGUUGUCCCUCUCUGAUGUUGGCUUUGCUAUAAGUUUUCCUGGCCGCUCUGGCCUGCCGUGGCACUUGGGCUGCAAUUUUGUCUGGGAAGUUGAUGGAAAACUGGUAACAGAGAGGAAACUGAUGCGUGGUGGUGGAGAUCGUGGCAGGGUGGGUGUGGGGACAGAGGUGGAGUUAAGACACUGUCCUCUGGAAUUCUGUCUUUGGUGGCAUGGGAGGUGAGGAUGGGGGAGAUAAAAAUUGCAGAAGCCUGUGAAAAAUAGGAGGGUGGAAAUUCCAAAAUACCAGUUCCCAAAUAAACCACAUCUCUCAGUUGGGAAAAGUUGUUGAAAACCAUAUUAAUUUAAACUUCCGUUGAAAAGGGACGUGUACUUGAAAGUAAGAGACGGUUUUGAGGCUAUUGGGGGAAACUCCCUUUCCUCUCUGGGUGCCUACUUUGCUGCUCCUCGGGCUUUGACAAUGCUGGGUGUCCUCUUGGUUUGGUCCAUUUUCUGCAAGUGAACUUUGAGGAGGAACUAGAACUCAGUUUCCUGGGUGGACAGGGAGCAAUGUCAGCCCGACCUCUAGAAGCUCUUAGGCUGCUCUUCUGCCAUUGCAUGGCCCUUUAAACAAACGGACAGCACUGCCCAGAGUUUUACAGCAGAUGUGUCUCAAGGAGAAAAUACAAUGGAGGUAGCAGCUCCUAGGAGCCAAGAGAAUGCAAGAUCCUGGUGGGUGGGCAGUGCAUGAAGCAGGAAUGCUGUCCGGUGAAUGAAUGGUGGCAUGGAAGUCACUGAUGCUGCCUCUGGGGCUCAGGCUCCUCGUCUGUAACAUGUGGGGCCUCUUCUCCAUCUCUAAAGAGUUCCAUCCAUGCUGGGUGGGUGGGUGCAAGGGUUAGGGAGUGGAGGAAGCUGGAGCCCUGGGGCUUCUGUGUACAGCUCUUGCAUGAUGAAUGUGAGCCUGGCCUCCGGAACAAGGUGGGAUGAAUAAACUGCGGCAGAAAAUUAAAGUCCUGAGUAUGCAUUUCUAUUUCUCCUGUUGUCUUCGGACCUCCUGCACUUUGUUUGAAUUCCCCUUUUGAGCAGCGUCCUGGGCUGGGGACCAAGGAGUGGAACCGAGUAAAACACCGGGGAAGAGGAAUUCAGACUCCUGUGUCUGGCAAUCUCAGGAGCCUCCCUGUCAAGAAAGGGGAGACUUGCUCUCUGCCCUGAGAGCCCCACGUGGGAUUGUCCUUGUCCUAAAUCACCUUUGGACCUGAAUGUGUUCUGAGGGACACAGACUAUAUACAUGCUCACAAACUAGGCUCUGCUCUGGGGUUAGCAGUGCCCUGACUGGUGUCCUGACUACAAAAGACUGUGUGAGGGUCCUUAAAUGGUGCUGACGUUUUAUUUGCAGCUCUGGAACUGAACCCAGGGCAUUGCACAUGCUAGGCAAAUGCUCUACCUUGAGGGACAGCCCUAGUCCCCAAAUGUAGUUAUAAUAUAUGUACAUGAUUUCACAUAUUUGUUGCUGCCAAUUUAUGUUUUCUAAUUUACUAAUUUCUCCUAAAUUCAGAGGCUGGGGAUGGUAGAGCAGUGGUAUAGCACUUGCUUAGCAUAGGCAAGGCCCUGGAUUCAAUUCCCAGGGAGAAAAAAGUUACUUUUUUUUUUUUUCUGUGCUGGAAAAGCUUCCAAAUCUGAAAUUUCAUGAGUCUAGAGCUCAAGCCUCCAGCUGUCCUGGGUCCAACCCUCACCAUACCUAACCUAGCCUCCCUUCCCCUUCCCAAAUUGUAUUAUUUUCAUUAGUCAUCCACCGAUGUGCAACAAAUUAAACUGUAGUGGUUUAAGUCCAUACACAUUUGUGAUCUUACCAUUUCUGUAUGUCAGGAAUCUGUGCUUAGCUUAGCCUGGUCCUGUGUCACAGUCUCUGCCCAGGUGUUUUGAUCAAGACCCUAGGGUCUGUGGCCUCAUUUGCUGGUAGCCGUGAGUUCUCAGGCUCAGGUCCUUCCAUGGGGCCCUUCCAACAUGCAGCUUGUUUUAUCAAAGUAUGCAGGCCAAAAAGGCAAAGUGCUAGCAAGACAGAAGGCUCACUUUUCUGCAACCUACCUGCAAAAACGCCAUCUGCUCAACGUUGCCAUAAUCUAUAGCUUGAAGCAAGUCACUUGAAUAGGGGAUAUUACUUGAUAUCAGAGUGAUACCAGAUUAAUACCACUGUAAAUACCAGAAGAUGGGGAUCAUUGAGGGCCAUCUUAGAGGCUGCCCUACCACAA